AUGGCCCUGUGGCGUUCGCUUCGCCUGGGCAACCGCUACAUCAGUCGGCACGUGCUCCUGCUGCGCUUUUACCUGGCGCAGUUCUACUACCUGGGCCUGAUGCACCUCCGCUACGAGGAGUCCCACAACGAGGCACUUGGCCUCUGGUUCGGCUUCUUCUUCACGCUGGCCCUCCGGGAUCCCAAUGCCCUGAUGCUGCACCUCCAACUGGUGGGCUUCACCUGCUGCCUGCUCAUCCAGCCCAGAGGAGUGCUCGAGGAGCGGGAGCGACUGGCGAACCGAAUGCUGCGGAUAAUGCCGCAACUGUGUCGCCUCUGCAGGCGGAAGCUGCACUUGUCCUGGAUCCUGGUGCUCCAGUUGCUCCUUAAACUGCUCACCCUUCGCAUGUUCUACGAGGAACUGCUGGGUCCAAUAGCCACCAGCUGGAAGGUGCUCUUCAUUGUGCUCUUCGUGGUGCCCGUUUCGCUGGCCAUUUGGGUGAUGGACAUCACCUCACACCUGAUCAUCAUCGUCCUCUCGCUGCUGCUCAAGUCCUUUGAGAUGGUGAACGCCGAGAUGGCAGCCAUCGACGAAGCGCUUUGUUUGGAGAUCCUGCCAUCGGACUUUCCAGCGGUACGGAGGUUACAGAGGCGUCUGUCUUCCCUGCAGCGCCUGCAUCGAUCUUAUGAGAGGAUCACCCGCGAAUUGAUCGAUUGCCUGAGUCCCCAGUUGCUGUUGAUUGUCCUCUACUACCUGAGCACCAUCUACACCUUUUCGAGUGGCAGGUGGGGGCGUGUUUUCCAGUUUGCCAUCAUCGUCAACAGUCUGCGAUCGCUGCUGUGCAUCCUCGACGAGCUGGUGGCCACCAUUGCUGCUCCGCAGGACAACCUUCAGUUCGAGCAGGUCCUGGCCACCCAUGGAUGGUUGGAGCACAAGAGAUUGCGAUGGGGACUCCAGCAGGCCGACUCCUUUGGCCAGAGCUCGAGGCGCUGUUGCCUCCAAAGGACGCCACUCGUUCUCGGAUUGGUCACGCCCAACAGACGACUCUUGUUCCGCAUUCUCUUCGCCUUUUGGAGCCUUCUGCAUCUGCACUACAUGUGGAAAAAAACUGCUUUGGUGGCCGAAAAGGAAAUCUUUAUCGGUUCGGAACUUAGUUUAAAACCCAAGCAUUAA
Messenger RNA from Drosophila elegans, 1152 nucleotides. RefSeq lists its product as uncharacterized. Lineage: Eukaryota; Metazoa; Arthropoda; Insecta; Diptera; Drosophilidae. The record is from RefSeq and is a predicted model, not a curated record.